Molecule: messenger RNA, 1399 nt
Organism: Sphaeroforma arctica JP610
Lineage: Eukaryota; Ichthyosporea; Ichthyophonida
Exons: 3
Coding region: 44-649 (201 amino acids)
Molecular function (GO): phosphatidylcholine lysophospholipase A1 activity
Source: RefSeq, a predicted model, not a curated record
UAUAGGUGACAGCAUCACCUUCUUGGAUGGCUACUUGACAGUCAUGCGUCGUGCUAUAGCGGCGAGUGAGCACACCAAAGACCGCAAUAUCACACUAGUCAACAGAGGUUACAACGGCGCUACUAUCCAGGACCUCAUCAGAGGCGGUGACGCGUACGGUGUAAUAAGUCUGCCUUAUGUGGCCGGCCUUAAGAUCGACAAACCGACUGUUGUGGUGAUAUUUGUUGGAGUCAAUGACGUCUCGCUGAGCGGAGACUACGCUGAGGGCCACAAUUGUUCUGAUGUCAAUCAGUACCAGCAACUACUUCAUGGCAUGGUCGACACAGCGCGAGAGCUCACGGACGCAUCGGUAGUCUUGUCAACUGUCUCCGUGUACGGCGAAAAGCCCAUGUACGAGAAUUACCACGACAAAAACAUGAAUGAGUUCUCAAAGGCUGUAUACAUGACCAGUAUCGAGCAACAAACAGGGUUCGCAGACUUAAGGGGAGCGUACUUCCGGUACUAUAAACAGUAUAACUCAAAACAUCCCGUAGAGGCUGGUGUUUUGACUCGAUCGGAUUCGGUACACCCAUCACCCCAGGGACAAGUGCUGAUUGCCAACGAGAUGGCAAAGGCCAUAUGUGAUGCGUUAACGUAUAGAGACAAGUGAUUACUGUAUAUUGUAGUCGCAUAGAGCAUAUACUUCAUUCCAAUUUUUGUGUUCUACUUCAAUGGAUAUCAAGGCAUAGCUAUAUGCAGCUAUAUCUGGCGGCCUGCUGCUAGGAAUUCACAAUUGCAUCGGUAACGUAUUUACAAUGUACGCAUUAGAUACCACGCGCUGGUAAUUCUCGAUAGAAAGCUGUGCCCGAGUACUCCAAAUAUCACGGCUUAACAAACACAAUGUGAGAUUUAGUUCCAAUUCAACACUCCACCGCUUGUCAUAUUUACGGGAGCUGUGUGAGAGACUCGCAUCCCGUGUAUUUUUGGCAUCGGAAUUGUAUUUUAAUCCCGAUGUUUUAUGCACGUGCGCUCGAUGAAGCAGUCAUCUGAAAUUGGGAUCAACUCAGAUUUUGAAGACGUAUGGUUCCCGACAAUUUAACCCCACAUACAUGGGAGACGCGCACCAGUGGGCGAACUCGGCCCAGUAUGACGAAGCGAAUCUCAUGGACGUCUUUCCGGAGAUAACGAUUUUUUGAAGGGUUAAGGAAUAGGUUUGUAGCCACUCGUGAUACGAGCAAAGUACAGCUUUCUAAAGAUAGACUUCCUCACGGUACUCGAAAAUCAAAGGACAUUGUAGCGUACCAUAAAGAUCAGCACGAUUGCAUUUUGCCUGAGGAGCGGAAUCGCAGUAAUUGAGUCAUAAAGUACAUGCUUGAGCCAAGAGAUCAACGCAGUGCUGACCGUGGAGAAACAAAAAAAC